AUGCUGAGAAGAUCUCUCAGCGUCGCUGGCCCUUCGGCUGGGGCCUGGGCGUCCACCUCGACACUACGUGGCGCCACUGCUGCUGCCUCUGCUCGUUCUCAGUUCUGCUUUCCUUCGUCAGAGGCCUCCUCGUCCCGAUCCAACCCUUUGAUACGCAGCUUUUUCAGCUCACUGCCCAGUUCAAGAGACCGAUAUGACAGCGGCUUCACUUCGCGUCCGGCGAAAGCAGAGUCUAAAUCUGGCUACACGGCUAGAUGGGGUGGCUCUGGCUCCAGCUCGCGCAACAACAACGAUCGAAGGGGCAAGGGUGGCAAGGACAGUCGGUUCAAAGGGAGGUUUCAGGGCAAGAACCGGAAUCAGAUCAAGGAUGUCGAUUUCUCCGUACCAGAUCCGCCAACAGGUCAGGAGGUGGCACGGAAGCUCGUAGAGAGGUUGACGGCUAUGGCUAGGGACUCGGAGCUGCCUCCUCAGCUGGUUGCGUACGGUAUCAAGGACGGACCUGCCCAAUUGCUACUCCAGUCUUGUCUAAACAGUGCUGAUGUUGGAGGAGACCAGAGACCGAUAUCGAAACGGGGUGCGUCCAAUUCAAAACGAGGGGAUAAUGCGGCAACAGCCAUCGAGCUCUUUCGAACAUGGUCCGAGCAAGCCAAGGACGCGAUUCCAGACCUAGCCGUCCUGCACGAUACAGGAAGACCCACUCAGGCAGAAGCAUUUUCGUACCUUUCCGACGCGGUCUCCUCUUACAGCAUCGAAGGGGAGGAGUGCCUCGGACGGUUCUGCGUCUCGGCCUUCCUCGACUGGGUCGAUCGCAGCUUCGAAGCUCUGUACGCUUCAUCAAAGUCGAACGCCUGGCCCACCGCAGCAGAAGCAGCUGAGGUCUCUCUCGCACGCUCCCAGCUAUCACUUCUACGUUCGUGUAUGGAUCUCCGCUUCCCCGUGCAACAGUAUCCCCGCGCUCGAACGCUGAUCCGCAACAUCCACCUGCACGUCGGUCCGACCAACUCGGGCAAAACACACGGUGCGCUCGUGGCACUCUCCAAGGCACGCACGGGCAUCUUUGCCGGACCUCUCCGCUUGCUUGCACACGAAGUAUGGGAUCGAUUCAACAGCGGCACCGUCUCGCCAGGCGUAGCUGCACGCGCGUGUAACUUGGUGACAGGCGAAGAGAAGCGCACCGUGGACCCGCUCGCAGGAUUGACGAGCUGCACCGUCGAGAUGGUCUCCACCACGCGCGCUGUGGAUGUAGGCGUUAUCGACGAGAUCCAGAUGAUAGGCGAUGCGCAGCGUGGCUAUGCCUGGACCAACGCCGUGCUCGGACUCCCCGCCAAAGAGCUGCAUCUGUGCGGAGAGGCGUCCGUAAUCCCCCUGAUCGAAAACAUCGCCAAAGCAUGUGGCGAUCAUCUCACUGUACACCGAUACGACCGCCUCACGCCGCUCAGCGUCGCCGACGAAAGCCUGCACGACGAUCUGCGCAAGAUCGAACGGGGAGACUGCAUCGUCGCGUUUUCGCGCUCGGGUAUCUUUGCGCUCAAGCGCGAUAUCGAGAGUAAGACGGGUCUGCGGUGUGCUGUAGCCUACGGAGCGCUGCCGCCAGAGACCAAGGCGGAGCAGGCCAAGCUGUUCAAUGCGGGCAAGCUUGAUGUGAUGGUGGCGAGCGAUGCGAUUGGGAUGGGUCUCAAUCUGCGCAUCAAGCGCGUGGUGUUUGACACUCUCACCAAGUGGAACGGUAAGGAAGAGGUGGUGCUGUCUGCGAGCCAGAUCAAGCAGAUUGCGGGGCGAGCGGGUCGAUACGGCACGCAGGACAAAGACACCAAAAAGGCGGAUCUUGGAGGGGUGGUGACGACACGCCACGAACACGAGCUCGAGAUCCUGCGUGCUGCACUGGCGUCACCCCUGCUUCCGAUCACACGCGCGUCGAUCCAGCCAUCAUCGGAAACGCUCAGCCAGCUCAGCGCGAUGCUGCCCGGCAAAGGCGGCAGGAGCAGCGGGGUGCGGACGCUGUCGCAGAUCUUCGCGGACGUCUCGCUGCUCUCGCGAAUCGAUUCGAACCACUACUUUUUGUCCGACUUCAGCCAGCAGCUGACGAUCUCGCCGCUCAUCGAGACGGCCUCGAGCGGCAUGCUGACUGUUAGCGAGAGGGAGACGUUCUCGAAUGCACCGGCGAAUACACGCGACGAGCGUGUUGUGGCCUUUCUGUGCAACGGCGUGCGCCAGUUCAGCCGCGGUGGGCUUGUCGAGUUCGACGAAGCUGCCAAGGACCUGGCGAUGCUCGAAGUCGAGGCGGACGUGGUCGCGCUCAUGCAGCAGGCGAUCGACGCACGCAACGCGCAACCCUCCGCACGCAGGCAGGCGAACGACCAAGACGCCCUGCCACUCUUUGCCUUCCUCAACGUUAGCAGCGACUCGGUUCCCGUCGGCGGCAGCUCCACGCAUCCCCUCAUCAACAUCACAACGCUGCUGAUGCUCGAAUCGCUGCACAGGUGCUUCACGCUGUACCUGUGGUUGAGCUUCCGUUUCCCGUUGGCGUUUUGCUACAGGGCCGAGGUGGACAGGCGCAAGAAGGUGGCCGAGGAGGCGAUUGACUUUGUUCUGCAGGGGAUCCGGUUUGGCAGGGCCAAGCGACUGCAGGCAUUGGGGAGGACGGGCAAGCAGGGGCGUGGGAAGGGCGAGACGAAGGCGUCAGCGUCGGCUGUGUGA
This is a messenger RNA of Sporisorium graminicola, 2697 nucleotides long. RefSeq lists its product as uncharacterized. NCBI's taxonomy places the organism in Eukaryota, Fungi, Basidiomycota, Ustilaginomycetes, Ustilaginales, Ustilaginaceae. The record is from RefSeq and is a predicted model, not a curated record. The coding region runs from base 1 to 2697 and encodes 898 amino acids. Gene Ontology annotation, cellular component: mitochondrial degradosome. Gene Ontology annotation, molecular function: hydrolase activity, acting on acid anhydrides; ATP binding; RNA helicase activity. The transcript has a single exon. Gene Ontology annotation, biological process: mitochondrial RNA 3'-end processing; RNA catabolic process.